Messenger RNA from Coprinopsis cinerea okayama7#130, 1143 nucleotides. RefSeq lists its product as hypothetical. Bases 1 to 1143 code for a protein of 380 amino acids. The transcript is spliced from 7 exons. NCBI's taxonomy places the organism in Eukaryota, Fungi, Basidiomycota, Agaricomycetes, Agaricales, Psathyrellaceae. Gene Ontology annotation, biological process: biosynthetic process. The record is from RefSeq and is a predicted model, not a curated record. Gene Ontology annotation, molecular function: pyridoxal phosphate binding; transaminase activity.
AUGAAUCGUCUCCCUGAGUCGUACUACACGGACUUUCUAUCAGAUAAUGCCAAACAGCGCAAACCGAGCCCAAUUCGUGGACUCUUUCCCCUCGAGAAAACACCGGGCUUGAUCUCGCUGUUGGCUGGAAAGCCUAAUGCGGAGACCUUCCCGUUCUCGUCCCUGAGCUUCACAGCACGAUCCCCGACGAACCCUACCGAGGAAGUCGCGCUGAAGGUCGAAGAUGAGGACUUGAAGCAAGGUUUACAGUACGGUGAUACUGCCGGGAUGAAGAAGCUGCUAGACUGGCUGUUUGGCUUGCAGGAGAUCCACCAUGGCAGGAAGCGGGAUGAGGGUUGGAGGAUAUCGGUUGGAUCUGGUUCACAGGACCUUAUCUACAAGGCUGUACAAGCCAUGGUGAACCCAGGGGACCCCAUCCUCGUCGAAUCACCUGUCUACGCGGGGGUGAUUCCGAUGUUCCAUGGCCUCCACUGCGAACAAGUCGACGACCCCUACUUCUACUUGUACUACGGCAAGGCCCCAAGAUACCCCUCGUACUUCUCCCUCGAACGAGAAGAACCCGAGGUCGGACGAGUUCUGCGCUUUGAUAGUUUAUCAAAGAUUCUAUCCGCUGGUGUUCGAAUCGGUUUCGCGUCUGGACCAGAGAAGCUCCUCCAAGCCAUUGACGCUCAUACCGCGACCUCGAACCUCCAAACCUCCUCGCUCACACAAACCAUCAUCUAUACCCUUUUGAAUUCGUGGGGUUACGAUGGAUUCAAAACGCAUACUGAGCGCGUCGCGGACUUUUAUCGCCAGAAACGCGAUGUCUUCGAAAACGCGAUGAAGAAGCAUCUCGCUGGCCUCGCGGAUUGGUCGACGCCUGAAGCGGGAAUGUUCUUCUGGUUCAAACUGAUCCUUAACGAAGCAGGAAACGGUCAAGAAGACGAUUCAGCCGCAGUGAUUAGAACCACUGCGUUCAACCGGGGUGUAUUAGCGCUCCCUGGCGAGUCUUUCCUUCCUAAUGGGCAGAAGACCGCAUAUGUGAGGGCCUCAUUUAGUCUUACUCCACCUGAGGAUGUAGAGAAGGCUGUUCAGAGGCUGAGGGAUGCGAUUUUGGAUGCGAGGAGGGAGUUGAAAGAGAAAGGAGCGUCCUCUACGGCCUAG